This is a messenger RNA of Drosophila subpulchrella, 1002 nucleotides long. RefSeq lists its product as uncharacterized. Lineage: Eukaryota; Metazoa; Arthropoda; Insecta; Diptera; Drosophilidae. The transcript is spliced from 2 exons. The record is from RefSeq and is a predicted model, not a curated record. The coding region runs from base 1 to 1002 and encodes 333 amino acids.
AUGUCAUCAAACAGAAUCCGGCCGGAGUUGGUCCUGCUGCUGCUGCUGGCGGCCACACUAAUCCCUCUGCUGCAGGCGGGGAUAGUUGGGGAUCCCAGGGAGAGGGACUCAGACUGGGAUCCGGACACCGCCAUCACCACCACCCUGGAUCAAAGCCCCUAUACGGAGCAGCAGCUGGAAUCGGAGACGGAGCCCGCCGUUCAAGUGGAUGGCCGACGCAUCGACUGCAAAUUGACUUUCGAUGCGGCGACAAUGGACUCGUUAGGCUGCCACAAUGAGGGGGCGUUGCCGGAGGGGAGGGCGUGGCUGGGGUCCGGGUCCGGUAAUAAGCCGGAGGAGAAGCCGGUGGAAAAUCCGGACUGGCAGCGCCACUUGAAGUCCCCGGACAGCCAGCCCAUCUAUGAAUUACAAUUGGUUGUUUGGCCCAGUGACAUCGAGGAUGGUGAUGACUUUAGUCCGCCGCUGGCCACCACCACCAGAAGGACCACAACAACAAGAUCAACAACAACCAGCACCACCCCAAGGACCACCAGCACCACCCCGAAGCCCUCCCAAAUUGGGACACCUAUUGAGCAAAUAUGGCCAUUGUACGAGGAUCAAUUGGUUGUAUUUCCGCAAAUGGACUUUGAAGAGGAGAAUCUUGAUUAUUUCUUCGACGAAGUGGCACCACCUACUUCACCGCCCACCUCGGCACCACCUACUGUCCGACCGGUGACCCCUAGCCAUCCCACGGGCACGCCCACACCCACGCCCAUUUAUGUUGUGCAAAACUAUCACGUCAUUCACCCUAACGGCAUCGAGGAAUACAAAUUAGUGAUGAGCAACGGCCUGGUGAACUACAAGAAGCUGUACACCAAGAAAGUGGGUGACCAGGUGGUAAACGUGCAGGAGGGCUACAAUUCAGUGCCCAUUCCCGGACCCAAGAACCAAAUCCAGACGCAGUACUACAUCGCCGACGAGCGGGGCUACAAUGUCUAUAGAAGUGAGUCUGUCCAGAGCUGA